AAAUAUAUGAAUAAUUUUGAAAAGGUUGAUGCUUUUGGACAAUUGCCUCAAGCCAGAUUUGGACAUACAAUAACAUACAUUGCUAAGGGGAAAGCGAUAUUAUUUGGGGGUAAAUGAGAUUAAUUAAAUGACAGGGGCGACUGGUGACACAGGGAAAUAUAGUAUUACAGGAGAUACGUUCUCAUUCGAUAUGUAAAGCAAAUAGUGGAAGAGAGUGGAAGGUACAAUUAAUAAAGAAAAGAAUAGUUUAGGGUACAGCCCCAUCUCCAAGAGCUGCUCAUUCAGCAGUGUGUGUUGAUAUCAAUUAAAUAGUAAUUUACGGAGGAGCCACAGGAGGUAAGACAUGGAUUGAUUACAUUAGGUGGUAGUUUGGCAUCAGACGACCUGUACUUGUUGGAUUUGAGAUCAAACGAUGACUUAGGUUAAUGGACAGUCGUACCAGUUGUAGGAACUACUCCAGGUAGAAGGUAUGGACACACUCUAACCUUUACAAAACCAUUUCUAAUAGUGUUUGGUGGUAAUACAGGAUAGGAGCCAGUUAAUGAUUGCUGUAUUAAUUAUUUAAAUUCAAGGGUGUGUAAAUGUGGAGAAGAGUCCAAUUACUUGGGUGAGAUUGGAAUGCAAAUCAGAAUAGCCAUUGGCACGAGUAUAUCAUUCUGCCAGCAUUUGCACAAAUGGUAGUGCUAAUGGAAUGGUUGUGGCAUUUGGUGGACGUUCAAAUGAUCAGUAAGCAUUGAAUGAUGCUUGGGGGUUGAGAAGACAUAGAGAUGGCAGGUGGGAUUGGGUCAAGGCUCCUUAUAAAAUUGACAAGGAAUAACCAGUGGGUAGAUAUCAACAUACAACAUUGUUUGUUUACAGCAUGUUAGUUGUUAUAGGUGGUAGAACUGGAAAUGUAGGAGAGACCUUAACAAUUGAUGUUUAUGAUACAGAAAUAUCAGAGUGGUCUAAGUUCAAUAGUAUAUAGAGAUUUCGACAUUCCUCAUGGUUGGUAGACACUAAUAUAUUUGUUUAUGGAGGGUUUGAAUUAGACUCGCCUAACAUUCCCACUGAUAUUAUUUCAAAGAUCAAUUUAAACAGAUUACUCUUGCCAAGUGAAACAUUAACUAACAAAUUGGCCUAAUAUUAACAUGCUCAAAGAAAGUAUCAUCUAAGUUUUAUUUAGUGUUUCACCUUAAUCAUUAUCACCUUAAAUGGCUCCCAUUUCCCCAGACACUCAAUAAGCUUCUCCUCUUAAUAACUCUUUGAUACAAAAGAAACCAGGUCAGACUAUUUAGAAUACUCAAAAAUAAUAGAAACCAUUCGCUUAAAAUCAAGCUGAUAAAUCUUAAUUCAAAUUUAUCAAUCAAGCUGUUGUAGCUGAAGAAACUAGGGAUUCCAAAGCCCCUAAUAGAAAGCCAAGAGUGCCUUAGACAGCUCAAGAGAAUAAUAUUGCUCAUUUAUUCAUAAGUACUUUAUUGCAGCCAAAGACCUUUAUCAACAUUUCUGAAAAUGCUAAGUUUUUAUUUUAAGCUCAACAUAUAUUAAUGUUGUGUGACUAAGCAGAAGCCGUUUUAAAAGAAUAACCUAUGGUUUUAAGAUGCAAGGCUCCAAUAAAGAUUUUUGGAGACAUCCAUGGAUAGUAUUCAGAUCUGAUGAGAUUCUUUGAUUUGUGGGGAUCUCCAUUUGUUGAUGGCAAGGAUAGUGAUAUUGAAGCAUUUGAUUACCUAUUUCUCGGAGACUUUGUGGAUAGAGGUAAUCAUUCUUUAGAGACAAUCUGUUUGUUGUUGGCUCUAAAGGUAAGAUUCCCAGAAUCUAUUCAUUUGAUUAGAGGAAAUCAUGAAGACAAGUGGAUUAAUAAUGGAUUUGGAUUUUCAGAGGAAUGUGCUUAGAGAUUAGGUGAAGAUCCUAAUGAUGAGGAUUCAGUAUUUGCUAGAGUGAAUCGAUUAUUCGAAUGGUUACCAUUGGCUGCAAUAGUAGAGGACAAGAUCAUUUGUUUGCAUGGAGGAAUAGGAAGUCAAUUAAAUUAUGUUGCAGAAAUAGAGAAUCUUUAGAGACCCUUGGAAGUGAUUCAUGAAGUCACAACUCCAGAAUAAUAAUUGGUGGUAGAUAUCUUAUGGUCAGAUCCAACUGAUACAGAUUAAGACUUUGGAAUCUAGCCAAAUAUUAUUAGGGAUCCUGCAGGUACUGGAAAUAUAGUAAAAUUUGGACCAGAUAGAGUUAUCAACUUCCUCAUUAAAAAUAAUCUUUCUCUUAUUAUUCGUGCUCAUGAAUGCGUUAUGGAUGGUUUUGAGAGAUUUGCUGGUAAGAUUUUAUAUUUAUAUUUAAUUAGGAGGUCAAUUACUCACAGUUUUUAGUGCAACUGAUUAUUGUGGGAGACACAAGAAUGCUGGUGCAGUACUAAUACUCAAGAGAAAUCUAGAGAUAGUACCAAAAUUAAUAUAUCCUCAAAAUCUCAAUGCUCAUAAUUGGAUUGAGGAUGAAGAAGCACUAAAAAAGAGACCACCUACACCACCUCGUUGGAAGAAUUAGGGGCAACGUAGAAGUUAUGAUUGA
Paramecium octaurelia is the source of this 2532-nucleotide messenger RNA. The record is from the annotation of a GenBank genome assembly. Lineage: Eukaryota; Ciliophora; Oligohymenophorea; Peniculida; Parameciidae.